AUCGAGAAGAACCAGCUACCAAGUGGAAGCAACCUUUCGAUCAAAUUUAAUUUAUUCUACUGCGUUUCAUCUUCACGACAUUUAGGAAACUUCUUAAAAUGUAUGCUCUGCAGCGUUUCGUCUUUGUGAUGAUAGUGAUUGGAUGUGAUCACCUUGGUAUGACACGAUCUGAUGACUCAACCGAGAACAAGAGGAACAUGACUAACAAUGUAUGCCAACCUGUCAUCUGCCCAUGUUCAAAUGAAACUCAAGAAACGAUUGAUGACUCCACCGAGAACAAGACGAACAUCACUAACAAUGUUUGCCAACCUGCCAUCUGCCCAUAUACAAAUGAAACUCAAGAAACGAUUGAUGACUCCACCGAGAACAAGAGGAACAUGACUAACAAUGUAUGCCAACCUGUCAUCUGCCCACAUACAAAUGAAACUCAAGCAACGAUUGAUGGUAAGACGCACUGA
Molecule: messenger RNA, 458 nt
Organism: Lytechinus variegatus (green sea urchin)
Lineage: Eukaryota; Metazoa; Echinodermata; Echinoidea; Temnopleuroida; Toxopneustidae
Exons: 4
Coding region: 99-458 (119 amino acids)
Source: RefSeq, a predicted model, not a curated record